AUGGCAACUACAAUGCCCAUGCGAUCGCAUCCUCUCGCUUCAAUAGGUGAAGGACGGACCUCCAUCUCUUCUGGCCAUGGAUCGCAUCGCUCUUCUGACUCGAUAUCACGAAACUUCAGACAUAGUAAAGCACCUUCCCAACAAUCCGCUAGCAUAAGAUCGCCCAUAGGCUCAGUCGGAUCAAUUGCACAGCAACUAUCAUAUAGACCGGUGCAGGAUGGCAUUCCGCGCAAGAGAACCCGUCGCCUCAAGUCGCAAUAUCCUGCCAACUCAGGUGAACCUCAUGUCGAGUAUAUCCUUGUCGCCUCUUUCGAUGCAGAUAAAGGCCCAUCCAUGGAACACCAAUUCCCGGGAGCCAUAAGCCCUGAUGAGAACAUGUUGGCUGAGCUCAUGUUACCCGAUCAAACACAUAUGCGUUCUCAGGACUGGACCAUGUUUUUCCUCCAUAAAAACAACGGAAAUGGCGACGACGACAGUCAAUUCAGUGGUAAAGAAGAGUUGAAGAGGCAACGGCGUGAAGAUCGAGAACAGCGUAGACAGGCUGGUGAGGAGGUAGCAGACUCUGAGGAAGAAAGUGAUGAAGAAGACGAUACUCAGACCCCACCGUUAAUGUAUGUGCUCAAUCUGGUGAACACCAAGAAGGAUUCUACGGCCAAGCGUGGUGCACGAACCCAAGCUAUGGCUAUAUGUACGCGACACUCGUUCUUACACAUAUACAAGCCCUUGUUGUUGCUGGCCCUGGAAGACUACUUCAAAACUCCCUCGCAGAAAAUCCUCGAGAACCUCUACAAUGCCCUCAAUGCCAUGGAUCUGUCUCUCAUGCCACGUCUUUCACUUUUGGAAAGAGGUAUUCUACAAGCCAACGAUGUGAAGGACUUGUUUGUGGAAAAGUUUGAAACCAUGAUUGAGCAACGAGUAGAGGACGAGGAGCAAGACCAUACACUCAGUCCACCUUCAUCACCCAGCAGAACACCCCAGCAGAAAUACAUUGUUCCCAGAGAUACCCACGAGUAUGAAUCUCGUAUCGUAUACAACGAAAUCCCCAUACCGGUCAAGAUACCGACUGCUCCCUCUCCAGAGACUGUUGGAGACUUCUCCCUAGUUCACUUGAUCCAGACGUUUAAUACACCACAUGUUACACAACCACAACCUUUUGCCUUACAUCCUCAUCUUACCACUGCUGGAGCAUUUACCCACCCGAUAAUCGUCCUAAUCAAUGCUGUCUUGACAGAAAAGAGAGUCAUAUUCCUGGGUCAUAAGAGACCUUCUGGCGAAGUUGCAGAGGCAGUUCUGGCUGCUUGUGCUCUAGCUUCAGGUGGUAUCUUGAGAGGCUUCACUCGUCACGCUUUUCCAUACACCGAUCUUAGUAAGAUCGAUGAGUUGUUGAACGUUCCUGGCUUCAUUGCUGGUGUCACUAAUCCCACAUUUCUGUAUCAUCCGGAGUGGUGGGACUUGCUAGUCGACCUGCCAGCUGGACGUAUGAAGAUCUCUUCGAGUAUAGCACCUGCACCUCUGACCGAGGGUGGCGCUUUCUUCUCCCAGAACCAUAACGUCUCGAGAGAGGCUGUGCCGGAUCCCACCGGCGACAUGAAUUUUAUGGAGGAAGUCAUGGCGGCUAUUGAACAGCGUCAAGGCGAACAGAUGAUUCGUUCGAAGUUCCGCAGCUAUAUUUCGCGCUUCACCCGUAUGGCUGCAGCAUUUGAAGAGACUGUUUAUGGAGCUUCGUCUCUGUCAGCGCUACCGUCUACGGAAAUUGAGAAGGCUCCUGCACCGUCGAGACGCAAAUCAAGCACGACCACCGUUUCCACUACAACUGCUGGGUCGCUCAAGGGCCAUGGCUAUGUCUGGCCAAGCGAAGAUGCAAAGUUGAGAGAACUCUCCGCGAUGACGCCGAAGAUUGAAGGCUGGCGAAGCACGAGGUCAUACUACAACUUCAUCUCUGAUCUUGCCACACAGUCACAGCCAGGGAAGGACUCAUCGUCGCCGACAUCACCAAUCUCGCCUGCAUCAGUCAAAAGUAUGAACGGAAAUGACUUAUCUGGGCAACCACGUCCGUACCUAGACAUCUCGCAUACUCUCGCACGUCUACGUACACUACGACUGUCACCUGGUGAGGUAGCACCAAUCUAUUUUGCUUUGUCGCAGUAUUGUACCACAUACACUACGAUCCUAGAACUGCUGUCGCAUGCUCCACUGAGUGAAGCAGGUCUUUUCCAGGUCUCGAUGGGAUUGUUCCAUGAGAGCUGGGAGGUCCGGGAGGCGACGUUAACUUUGCUUGAGAGAGUGCGACAGCAUCCAGCUGGUCGGAUUUGGUUCGCAAGAUUAGGUGGGUUUGUGAAUGCAGGCUUCACUAGGACUCUCAAUGAGGUCGACAUGCGUAGGGACAGAGCUGGGAACGACGAGUGA
This is a messenger RNA of Lithohypha guttulata, 2406 nucleotides long. RefSeq lists its product as uncharacterized. NCBI's taxonomy places the organism in Eukaryota, Fungi, Ascomycota, Eurotiomycetes, Chaetothyriales, Trichomeriaceae. The coding region runs from base 1 to 2406 and encodes 801 amino acids. Gene Ontology annotation, cellular component: plasma membrane. The record is from RefSeq and is a predicted model, not a curated record. Gene Ontology annotation, biological process: actin cortical patch localization. The transcript has a single exon.